This is a messenger RNA of Rhodamnia argentea, 2024 nucleotides long. Its product is annotated as G-box-binding factor 1. Gene Ontology annotation, biological process: regulation of DNA-templated transcription. The record is from RefSeq and is a predicted model, not a curated record. The transcript is spliced from 11 exons. Gene Ontology annotation, cellular component: nucleus. Bases 372 to 1508 code for a protein of 378 amino acids. Gene Ontology annotation, molecular function: DNA-binding transcription factor activity; sequence-specific DNA binding. NCBI's taxonomy places the organism in Eukaryota, Viridiplantae, Streptophyta, Magnoliopsida, Myrtales, Myrtaceae.
GACCAUCGCAUAACUUGCUCGCUCGUUCGGACACACUUCUCGUGCACUGCAAGGAGGAGGACGUCGUCAAUCUAUAUCUCUCCGUUUCUCGGCGACGCAGGCGAUUCGCGUUUUCUCGUUCUUCGGCCCGUUCGGCGAUUGGUUGGAGAGUGCGCUCGAGCCCUAAUUGUCGAGCGUUUCGAUCCACAACUCGAAGAAGAAGAGGAAGAGGACGAGGAGCUUGUUGAAGAGGAAGUUUCUAGUAGCUUCGUGGGAUUCCAGCUGGAUUUCCUCCUCUGUCUCUCUCACCAGGUGUCUCAUAGGUACUACAAAGUGUAAGUGUGAUUAGCUAGGAACAAUUGACCUUGAAAAGGUUUUGGGAACUCUCUUGAAUGGGGACCGGGGAAGAAAGCACAACUCCUAAGCCUUCCAAACCUACCUCUUCAACUCAGGAAAUACCAACUACACCAUCGUAUCCUGAUUGGUCAAGUCCUAUGCAGGCUUACUAUGGCCCUGGAGCAACACCACCUCCUUUUUUUGCUUCUACGGUUGCUUCUCCAGGUCCUCAUCCUUAUUUAUGGGGAAGCCAGCAUCCUUUGAUCCCACCAUAUGGCACGCCAAUGCCAUACCCUGCCAUAUAUUCUCCUUAUGCCCAUCCUAAUAUGGCUCCGACUCCAGUUGCAGCACAAACCAAUGUAGAACCAGAUGGGAAAGGUGCUGACGGAAGAGAUGGAGCUUCUGCUAAAAAAUCCAAAGGAACUUCUGGAAACAGCAGUUUGGUUGGUCGGAAGGCUGCAGAUGCUGUAAAGGCUACUUCAGGCUCAGGAAAUGAUGGGGCAUCCCAGAGUGGUGAUAGUGGUAGUGAGGGUUCAUCUGAUGGAGAUGAGGACAACAGCCAACAGGAAUUCGCUGCAGGUAAGAAGGGGAGCUUUGAUCAGAUGCUUGCGGAUGGAGCUAAUGCACAAAAUAAUACGCCAAUAAUGCAAGCUUCUGUAACAGGGAAGCCUGUAGUCCCCACUCCUGCAACUAAUUUGAAUAUUGGAAUGGAUUUGUGGAAUUCAUCCUCUGCUGGUGGAGCUGCAAAGAUCAGGCCAAAUCCUGGUGCUGCUUCAUCAACUCUUGUCCCAACAGGAAUGAUGCCUGAUCAAUGGGUUCAAGAUGAACGCGAAUUAAAAAGGCAGAAAAGGAAGCAAUCUAACAGGGAGUCAGCUAGAAGGUCAAGACUACGAAAGCAGGCGGAGUGUGAAGAACUACAAGCUCGGGUGGAGACACUGAGCAAUGAGAAUCGCACUCUGAGAGAUGACCUUCAUAGGCUUUCAGAGGAAUGCGAGAAACUUACAUCUGAGAAUAGUGCUAUCAAGGUUUUGGAUAGAACAGACUGUUGCAAUCGGUUCUCUCGUUCUUUUCUAACCCGCACUCUUGAAUUACCAGUGCUAUCUUGGUGCCGGCGGAUAGUGCAGAGCUGGCAAAUGGACGCAUUUCAUUUAUUCACGUCUGUUUCUGUGCAUCUUUUUUCAUUUCUGUUUUGAUGCUUGGUUAACAGGAGGAAUUAACCAGACUCUGCGGACCAGAUGCAGUCGCGAACCUUGAACACAACUCCACUUCAGUCCUUCAAUCACGCAGAAGUGAGAACAGUUGAAGGAGAGAGUCUCUCUCGAGAAUAAUGAAACACGGUAUGGCAGCAGAAAUAACAUUGACCUUGUCAUACUAUUCUAUUGACACGGCAACUCGGCACGGAUCUCCUUUGUCUCACUGAUCAUAUACCCUUGACCCCUUUCUUUCCGUAACUGUAAUUCUAGUAUACAUAGUUUCUUCUUAAGUUUGAGCCAUAGUAGACAACAUGCACAUUGCCUGUAACACUAAUUGGCCAGAGCAGAUGAGGACGGAUCUGGAGGUUACAACACACUAUUGCACUUUCUCUUUUCUUAUGAAGUGCUGUCGUCCGUAAUCCUUUGUAUCAUGAAGCAGUUGUGAUAUCUUGCCCAAUUCUUUGUAUUUCAAUGAAUACUCGUCUUCCUUUUUGAAUUGGAGAUUUGUUUGGUCCA